UCCAUCUUCCCCAUCCCAUCUCGAUUCACAUCCCGUCGUCCGACCAAGAAGUUUUAGCCACCUCUUUAUUCAGAGCCCUCGGCGAUGGCGCGUACGAAGCAGACGGCCCGGAAGUCCACCGGCGGGAAGGCCCCGCGGAAGCAGCUGGCGACGAAGGCGGCGCGGAAGUCGGCCCCGGCGACUGGCGGCGUGAAGAAGCCACAUCGCUUCCGCCCCGGGACGGUCGCUCUGCGGGAGAUCCGAAAGUACCAGAAGAGCACGGAGCUACUCAUCCGGAAGCUGCCAUUCCAGCGUCUGGUCCGUGAGAUCGCCCAGGACUUCAAGACCGACCUGCGCUUCCAGAGCUCUGCGGUGGCGGCGCUGCAGGAGGCCGCCGAGGCAUAUCUCGUGGGUCUCUUCGAGGAUACCAAUCUCUGCGCCAUCCACGCCAAGCGGGUGACUAUCAUGCCCAAGGAUAUCCAGCUCGCCCGCCGCAUCCGGGGCGAACGGGCCUGAUAGUCCCAGUGGCGCUUCUCUUCUUUCUUUUAUUUAGGGUCUAGAUCUAAGAGUCGAUGGUGAUGUGAUGUGGGGGUAGAAACGAGGUCGGUGGUAUGUAUGGUAUGUUGUGCAUGUUAAUCGAAUGGGUUUAUGCUUCUUUGACCAGUA
Messenger RNA from Musa acuminata AAA Group (dessert banana), 645 nucleotides. Its product is annotated as histone H3.2. The record is from RefSeq and is a predicted model, not a curated record. The coding region runs from base 85 to 495 and encodes 136 amino acids. NCBI's taxonomy places the organism in Eukaryota, Viridiplantae, Streptophyta, Magnoliopsida, Zingiberales, Musaceae. Gene Ontology annotation, molecular function: DNA binding; protein heterodimerization activity; structural constituent of chromatin. The transcript has a single exon. Gene Ontology annotation, cellular component: nucleosome; nucleus.